UUUGAGAGUCAAUCAGUCAAAGUGGCAGUCGCAAUAGCGUUUUUUUCCCAGAACAGAAAUCAUUGGACACGUUAUAACAACUGUUUACCGUGAGCUGUCAUUGUUAUUGAAUGAUUAAGCUCCAGUUUCUCGUAAAGUCAUUGCAGGUUUCUUCAACCAAGUUCAAGAGUCAGCCAUAUAGGCUUGCCUUUUUAUAUUCGAUUUGCUGCAAAGCCGAAACGUAUCAACGAUUACUGGUUGAUUCACAUGGUGUAACAAUAUUUAAUUGCACACAAUGCAGGACACGGAAUCAAGAUUCAUUACCCGCCUUUCGGAUUUCCAGGAAGACCGAUAACAAAAGUGGGAUCAGUCUGACUCUGACCUACUUUCCUCCUUACUUCAUACCUGCAAUGCUAUUUAUAUCCCUGACAUGGGUUGGAGGAGAAGCACACAUCAUCUUCAACUGGACUCAACCUUAUUGUCAACAUCUGGUCAGCCUACAGUGUUUGUCACACUGGAGCCAAUACAUGGAGGACAGGGCACUGCUCCCUACAGGGGGAAUAGGGGAUCCAAAAGCAACGCUCAUGCCAUUAGUGGUUAAAACUGAGCCAGACACAAAGACCCAUAAGGUGAGAGAGGAGGAUAUCUCUGAGGUUCCCAUCAAAGUUCCCAGAUUCCAGUAUGUGGACUUCCCUUCACUACACCAGUGCAUCCAGCAACUCAGUGUACCACCCCUGGACAGCUGGCUGGAGGGCUGCCCCCUGGCCCUGGGAAGACCCUCUGGAGGACAUAGACCGGUCACCUCCAAGGAAAGGGUUCCCAAAUUUAAGUAUGUGGAUUAUCCCUCUUUGCACCACUGCAUCCAACAGUUGUCUGUGCCGCCUCUGGAGAGCUGGAGCUCUGGGUUAGCCAGACAAGGGAUUGGGGUGACAGGGGGACCUGGAUCCACUACCGCUCAGCCCAGUGCUGUGAGGGAGAAUCUGACAGGUCACAGAGGUGGUUCAGCAUCUGCUCAAAAGCCAGACAAAUACACUGCCUUCCCCUUCCCUGGACCUGAUCCUGGCUCCAUGCAGUGUUUGAUCUCCUCAAAACAGACAUCCAAUAAGCCGCAGCAGCUUCAGCUGCACUUGAGCAGCCCCCCCUGUGUCAAGCCAGAAGUCAGCUUCCAGAGGAAAGAGGGUAAGGUUGUGUGUUCAGAUCAGCGCUCUCAAAAGUUCACUAGUCCCAAAACAUGGGUUUCUGGAAUGAAGUGUAUCAGAGGGAUCGGGUCAUUCCAUCAGAGCAAUAGGAAGUCGACAGGUGAUAACUGGCACGCAGACCUAAAACAGUCUCCACAAAGUCAUCACGAGGCCCAAGUGGAACUCUGUGACACUCCUGACUUAGGACAAGGGUUUUGGAGAACAAUCCCAGAGUCUGUCUGCCCCUUUUGCCAAAAGAUGUUUUCAGACCCAGAGGAAUUGCGGAUCCACCAAAAGAGUCACAGAGAAAAGAAGCCACAUUGAUGUCUGGGCCAAGGAAACUAGCAGCUGACAACAAUGAACAUCUUCAAAACUGCAUUGACCUCAGUUUGUUACACAGGCAUGUGCUGGGGAAGGCUUCUUCAGAAAUGAUUGGUCACCUUACUAGAGAUCUCCUGGGUUGGUUUUGUAUUGUGUUUAUCUUGAUGACAUAAGGGGGGGACUACAAAUAAACUUUUAUAGCUAAGAGCUCAAUUAAUAAUUACGUCUGGGAAUCAAGCUCUCAGUGUGAAAGACUGAUCCUUGGUGGCUCCUGAUAGUCCUACAACCCCAUCAUUUACCAAUGGUUUAAUUUUCCAGCGGGUGGUAUACAUUAGAGUAGAUUUAACAGGAAUAUCAAACGAUAAAUAUUGUUUUAACUCAAAUGUUAGUGAUUGGAUUGAGAUGUAGUGCAUAAUCUUUUGUGUCCCUGUCAAGAAUUUAACUUAGAUUUUUAUUUCUUAGAAGGGAUGUUGUUUAUUCCUGUCUAUAAGCUUGUCUGGAGAAGUUUCCCUUUAUGGCAAAAACAUCAGUAAAUAGUGGGGAUUAACAUCUCAUACUCUGAAGAAUGAUGCCUGAUCAGUAUUUCAACAUAAUGAUCUAUCUACUGUAGCUUUGGGUGCCUAAUCAACCUUUAGCUUUUGCUUAUGCUGCAAAACAACCCUCAUUCUUUAUCAUUUUUCAUAUUUUUCUUAUUUUACAAUGGUAAUGAUGAAUUAUUGCUUGUAUUAAUUAGGAAUAACCUUUUUUUUUCAAUUGUCAGUGUGCAUUACAUAUUUUCUAGUAAAAACUAUUACUCAACUUUCUAUA
This is a messenger RNA of Esox lucius (northern pike), 2285 nucleotides long. RefSeq lists its product as uncharacterized. The transcript is spliced from 4 exons. Lineage: Eukaryota; Metazoa; Chordata; Actinopteri; Esociformes; Esocidae. The record is from RefSeq and is a predicted model, not a curated record. Bases 111 to 1481 code for a protein of 456 amino acids.